AUGACCAACCAGGAGACCCGCUGGCCCAACCAGGGCAUGCCCAUGAACCUGGCCUACAACCGCCAGAACCCGCCCGUCUUGCCGCCCCCCGCCACCUUGGAGGCCGGCGGCCAGCAGUUCCCGCCGUUCACGUCGCUCCCCGCCUUGGGCAGCAGGGGCAGCACGGCCUCCGGCCACGUCUUUCUGAUCCCCGCCAUCAACUCCAGCGAGGACCUGCGCCUGCCGCCAGCGGGCGCCCGGCUCCCCCAGGUCCCGGGCUACGGCGCCUUGAGCUCGCACUUGCCCAACUCCAUCUACAACCUCACGCACCAAAACGAGCAGCUGCCCCCGGACGCGGCGCCCAAGCCGCAACACAGCCAGCCGCAGAGCCUGCUGCAGCUCCCGCAGAACACGGGCGGCGGCGUUCAGCCCCCGCUGCCCGAAAAGCCCGCUGCCGCGGCGCCGCAGCCGGCGCCUGCGCAAGACACGGAGCAGGCCCGCGAGGGCAGCGUGGCCGCUGACCAGCAGGGCGCGCAGAACUUGCUGGCCAUUCCGCACGGCGUCAUGAGCCGCUCGUCCGCGUCCAACGCAUACCGGCCGUUGAACGUCAAGGAUGCGUUGUCUUACUUGGACCAGGUCAAGAUCCAGUUCUACAACCAGACCGACGUGUACAACAACUUCUUGGACAUCAUGAAGGACUUCAAGUCGCAGAGCAUCGACACGCCGGGCGUCAUCGACCGCGUCUCGUCGUUGUUCCGCGGGCACCCCAACUUGAUCCAGGGCUUCAACACGUUCUUGCCGCCCGGCUACAAGAUCGAGUGCUCCUUGGACCCGUCAGACCCCAACCCCAUCCGGGUGACGACCCCCACUGGGACGACGACGCGGCCGAACUUCGGCGGCGUGCCGCAGUUCGCUCCCGCCGGCCCGCCCCAGCAGUGGGCCGACCAGGGCCAGCCCGCACAGCCCGCGCAGUUUCCGCAGGACCCGCAGCAUCUGCAAGCGGGCGCGGGCGGCCAGAUCGAGUUCAACCAUGCCAUCUCCUACGUGAACAAGAUCAAGACCCGCUUCGCCAACCAGCCCGACAUCUACAAGCAGUUCUUGGAGAUCUUGCAGACGUACCAGCGGGAGCAGAAGCCCAUCGGGGAGGUCUACGAGCAGGUGACGCAGCUUUUCGCCAACUCGCCCGAUCUCCUCAGUGACUUCAAGCAGUUCUUGCCGGACACGGGCAACCAUCAGCCCCAGUUUGCCGUGAGGGCCGAGGAUCAGGUGUUGCCCCAACAGGCCCAGCCUCAGUUGCACGGGCACGACGGCCAGGCCUACUAUGCCACGAAUGGCUCCUCUCAAUUGCCGCCUCUCGGCAACUUCCAGCCGAACGCGAGCGGCGGGGUCUUGAGCCCAGACCUGCAUUACCGCCACUUCCAGCCAAAUGUCCACGAAACCGACCAGACUGCACCAAUGGUUCAGCACCCUCUGAGAAAAAAUAGUGAGCAUCGCGCUUUCGAAAGCAACUACAAUGAGGAAGCCAGCUACUCUGGGAUCCGGGGGGCGCCGCAGGUGGGCCCCACAAAACAAAAGUCCGCUACUCCGAGCUCUUCGGUCAUGGUGGCGAAAACAAAUCCCACUCUCGUGGCUGGAAUCCCGGAGCCCGUUCCUCCAUCCUAUGUUUCUAAGACUUCUUCUUUGCUGGAGGAGCUUUCUUUCUUCGACAAGGUCAAGAAAGCUAUCGGAAACAAACAGACGUAUAACGAGUUCUUGAAAAUGUUGAAUUUGUUUUCGCAAGACAUCAUCGACAAAGAAACUCUUGUCGAAAGAGUCGAGUCUUUCUUGGGUGACAACAAUCAAGAUCUCACCAAUUGGUUCAAACAAUUCGUUGGUUAUGAGAAACCUACCCAGCACAUGGAGGACAUCACGUUCAGGAAACAUCAAAUUGAGCUCUCUUUGUGCAAGUCAUACGGACCAUCGUACCGUCAGUUGCCGAAAGUCGAGACAUAUAUGCCUUGCUCCGGAAGAGACGAGAUGUGCUGGGAAGUGUUGAACGAUGAGUUGGUGGGCCACCCAACUUGGGCUUCUGAGGAUUCAGGGUUCAUUUCUCAUAGAAAAAAUCAGUACGAGGAAAUCCUUUUCAAAAUUGAGGAGGAAAGACUCGAAUUUGACUAUCACAUGGAGGCAAAUUUGAGAACUAUUCAGACUUUGGAAACCAUUGCCAACAGAAUCGCCAACAUGACCCCAGAACAAAAGGCCAGUUUCAAGCUUCCACCAGGCUUGGGCCAUACAUCCCAAACGAUCUACAAAAAGGUGAUUCGUAAAAUUUACGAUAAAGAUAGAGGGUUUGAGGUGAUUGACGCCCUCCAUCAGAACCCUGCAGUCGCUGUUCCAGUCGUGCUCAAAAGAUUAAAACAAAAAGACGAGGAAUGGAAGCGCUCUCAAAGAGAAUGGAACAAAGUUUGGAGAGAGAUGGAGCAAAAGGUAUUUUACAAGUCCUUAGAUCAUUUGGGCUUGACAUUCAAACAGGCCGACAAGAAGUUGUUGACUGCUAAACAGCUUGUGAGUGAAAUCAGCACAGUUAAAGUUGAGCAACAAAACAAAAGAGUCCAUCCUUUGACACCUAAACCACAGGAGCAACUCAACUACAAUUUCACUGAUGAUGAUGUCAUAUUUGACGUCAUAAAACUUGCAGAGUUUUACAUAUAUCACUCUUCAAAUUACUCACUGAAUGACAGAGAUAAGCUCGGAUCGUUUUUCAAAUACUUCAUCUCACUACUUUUCGGAAUUCCGACUGAGAAAAUCUACAAGGCAUUAGAAGCUCGUUAUUCAAGAGCAGAUCAGGAAAAUGCCAAUGACAAAAACCACGAGGAUUACAGCAAUAUUACUGAUUCUAAUGGAAACGGUGAAUCUAAUUCUGGAAAGAAACGUGCUCGCGAACAGGACUUGUUACGUGAUGUCUUGAAGAAACAGUCAAAGUCUAGAAAGGAAGAGUCAGAAGAUGCUCCAUCCAGUGGCUCAGAGGAUUCACGCAAUACAGCUGAGAAAGAUGCUCCUGGCGAUUUGUGGAUAAAUACCACAUCUGCAAAAUUUUCCCUUGAGGAAACUGAAAAGGGGAAGAAAAGAGACAAGUUCAAUUUUUUCUGUCAUACGACCGCGUAUGUGUUCUUUCGCCAUUUCAGAACGUUGUAUGAACGCCUUUUGGAGAUCAAGGGCAUGGAAGAUGAUGUGGAGAAAGAAAUACGCUCACGUAAGUUUCCUCAGUUCGCCAAGGACUUGAAUUUGGUUUCACACCAGCUUCAAGAGCUUGGUGUGGAAAUUGUGGCUGGUUCAAAGGCUUGUUACCAUCAGGUUCUUAGAUUAGCCGAAAGAUUGUUAGACGGUGAGAUUGAGCAUCAAUGGUUCGAAGAGAGCUUACGCCAGGCUUACAGAAACAAAGCAUACAAGUGCUACACACUCGACAAGGUGGUUCAAUCCCUUGUGAAGCAUAUGCAUACAAUGGUUUCGGACUCAAAGACCUCUGAUAUGAUUGUUUUGUUUGAGGAGGAUAGACAUAGCCCCACAACGACAGCCAAGAAUCAAAUCUUGUAUCGUAUGAAAGCCAGAGCAUUGAUGAGCACUGAUGAGAACAUGUUCAAAAUCUCAUUUCAAGCAUCCAAUAAUUCUGUGAACAUCCAAUUUGUUGGUCUCGAUGAUUUGACGAUCAAUGAUCACACCAACUCAGAGGAAAAAUACAACUACUACGUGACGUCUUAUAUCAUGUCACAUCCUACGGAAGGUGUUCCGAUGUCAAAGAUUAGCAUGCCUUUCCACAAAAACUUCAUCAACUCAGUUGAUGAGGAUCAAUGCAAUGGGUUGGCACUGUCCCAGUUGAAGGUUUCAAUUUGCGAAAAUUCAUACCGUUUGUUCUUUGAAGCUGAAACAUGUGACAAAUUCAUAUCCAACUCGAUGUACUCAAAACAAAAAGAUACUGGGAAAUCGAAGACAGAGAAACUUGAGAUUCUUGAUAGUAUGUUAAAUGACAAGGAGUCUUUCUGGAAUGGCGAACGGAAUAACAUGCCUUCAGGAGAGUCAGAAUUCAAGCUUCUCGUGGAGAAGGGUGCAAAGGAGUACAAAAAUGCGCUUCGCGACCAAGAAAAUCAUAUGAAUGAUAUUGCCGAGAAGGCAAAAGCUGAAAAGCCCAAUUUUGAGACUGCGGAGAUGAUAAACGGCACGAAAGCGUCCAAACCUCACCCAGAUGUCACCAUCGAUGCGGACUCCACUCUAGUGCAAGAACACAAUGAUACCACCAUACAACAGGAGGCCAAUGAUGACACAAUGGAGGACGUGGGAGGAAUUGAAAAUGGAGUCAACGCAGCACGGAAUCCAUAA
Messenger RNA from Metschnikowia bicuspidata var. bicuspidata NRRL YB-4993, 4332 nucleotides. It is a transcript of the gene SIN3, whose product is annotated as transcriptional regulator. The coding region runs from base 1 to 4332 and encodes 1443 amino acids. Gene Ontology annotation, cellular component: Sin3-type complex; chromatin. The record is from RefSeq and is a predicted model, not a curated record. NCBI's taxonomy places the organism in Eukaryota, Fungi, Ascomycota, Pichiomycetes, Serinales, Metschnikowiaceae. Gene Ontology annotation, molecular function: transcription corepressor activity. The transcript has 2 exons. Gene Ontology annotation, biological process: negative regulation of transcription by RNA polymerase II.